UUAAGCCGCGCGGCAGGGCCACGUGAUGCUCCGGGGAUGCCGUUUUUCUGAAGAUCAGGACGGAUUAGGUCGGAAUAGCAGGACGAGAAUUUCUUCGGGCUGCGCUUGCCCCCGCCAGCCACCCCCGGCCCCGCGACGGCCGCUCGCCCCGGUCCCCGCGGGGAUGCGCGGCGGCCGGGCCAGGACCCCCGGCGGUGCAUGAGGCUGGUGCUUGCCGGAGAGCGACCGAGCGCCCGCGCCAACGCCCGAGGCAGGAGCGGGAGCCAUGUCGGGUUCCUACGACGAGUCCGCGGCGGCCACGGAGGAAAUAACUGACAGCUUCUGGGAGGUGGGGAACUACAAGCGCACGGUGAAGCGGAUCGAUGAUGGGCACCGGCUCUGCAAUGACCUCAUGAACUGCGUGCACGAGAGGGCCAAGAUCGAGAAGUCCUACGCCCAGCAGCUCACCGACUGGUCCAAGAGGUGGAGGCAGCUCAUUGAGAAAGGCCCCCAGUAUGGCAGCAUGGAGAAGGCGUGGGGUGCCAUCAUGACGGAGGCAGACAAGGUGAGCGAGCUGCACCAGGAGGUGAAGAACAGCCUGCUGAAUGACGACUUUGAGAAGGUCAAGAACUGGCAGAAGGACGCUUACCACAAGCAGAUCAUGGGGGGCUUCAAGGAGGCCAAGGAGGCAGAGGAUGGCUUCCGGAAAGCGCAGAAACCCUGGGCCAAGAAGCUCAAGGAGCUGGAGACAGCCAAGAAAGCCUACCACCUGGCCUGCAAGGAGGAGAAGCUGGCGAUGACCCGGGAAGCCAACAGCAAGGCAGAGCAGUCCAACACCCCUGAGCAGCAGAAGAAACUCCAGGACAAAGUGGAAAAGUGCAAGCAAGACGUGCAAAAGACUCAGGAGAAGUACGAGAAGGUUUUGGACGAGCUGAACAAGUGCACCCCGCAGUACAUGGAGAGCAUGGAGCAGGUCUUUGAGCAGUGCCAGCAGUUUGAGGAGAAGAGGCUCAACUUCCUCAAGGAAGUGCUCCUGGACAUCAAGAGGCACCUGAACCUGGCAGAGAGCAGCAGCUACGCCAGCGUCUACCGGGAGCUGGAGCAGACCAUCCGCCUCUCGGAUGCGCAGGAGGAUCUCCGGUGGUUCCGCAGCACCAGUGGCCCAGGGAUGCCCAUGAACUGGCCCCAGUUCGAGGAGUGGAACCCCGACCUGACGCACACGAUAACAAGAAAAGAGAAGCUGAAGAAGAGCGAGGGGGUGACCCUGACCAACGCCAGCAGCGGGGGCGAGACGGGGGCGCAGGGAGGGGAGCGCGGGAGCGUGAGCAGCCACGACCGUGGCCAGACCUACAGCGCAGAGUGGUCCGACGACGAAGGCAGCAACUCCUUCAAUACCAGCGAGGCCAACGGUGGCACCAACCCCUUCGACGAGGAGUCAUCGGGGAAGGGUGUGCGGGUGCGGGCUCUGUACGACUACGAUGGGCAGGAGCAGGACGAGCUCAGCUUCAAAGCAGGUGAUGAACUAACCAAACUAGGUGAAGAAGAUGAGCAAGGAUGGUGCAAAGGGCGCUUGGACAACGGGCAGCUAGGUCUCUACCCAGCCAACUACGUGGAGGCUAUCUAAGUCUUGUGGUGUUCUCCUCGUUGCCGUCAGCAGAUAAAUCCACCCUCCGUUGUCUCCAUCUCUCCACCAGCCAACCAGCCAUUUCGCCGUCUGGUCGUUCACUCCUCACAGUUAGAGAUUCAAACAUAUUUUCCGACCAAGCUUUUAUUUUUUUAAGAGUUGUCUCUGAAGAGUAUUUUGCAUAGUUGCUUUUUUCUUCUAAGAUAAUGUGAAGCGAAAGAUGACACUGUCCGUUCUUCUACUUUAGUUGGUUUUCCAAGGGAAAAGCCAAUACCUCAAGAUCUUAAAGCCCAACCAGUGAGAGCUUCUGAUUGGUUGGUUUUUAAAGUUACUGAAAUCAUGAGCCACCUUCUGAUUGGCUGGAACUGUUCCGAAAUGCAUGGCACGUAAGCUCCUGGGACCAAUCAAAUUCGCUCCCCCGAAAAUGAAAGGAAGUGGAGUUUUACUCCAUGUAUUUAUUGAUGUUCCCAUGCUCUUCUCCCCAAUUUAUCCUCCGUCACAGCCCUCCCUCCCCAAGGGAAGGGGACGAACAUCCUCCUCCUUCCCUCGCCAACAUCCAGCCCCAUCCCUGAGCUGGUCCCUCCCCACCUCACCGUGGGCCACGGCCAGGGCUGGGAGCAGAGUCAAUAUCUGGACAGGGUUGGACCUUCCCAGCCAUAUAGUUUGGUGGCAUCUCUUCAGCCUCCUCCUCUGUGCCAGGUCAGGUCUUCUCUGCUCAGAGGUGUCAAGGUCUUCCUGGAAACGUGGUCUUCGGAAGGGGACAGAUGCUCCAGAGCCAGUGCCCUGCUGCAGGAGCAGCAGCGGCUGUCGCAAGGGCAUUCAUCCCAGGGCAAACCAGACCCAGGGCUAAGUGGCCCAGCACAGCCUAAAAUAGGCUGCUUUUUGGAGAGGAACCUCACCCUGGUUUGCUGCUGCUGGAAGAACCUUCACAACCAACAUGGUGAAGCGGGAUCUGGCUUGGAUGCUGCCGGGGACGGUCCCCGUGGGACUCCCUUUCCGAAGGGCAAAAUCCUCCUGCGGCAGGAGCAGACCUCACGGCCCCAGGCUUUGCACGGGCAGGAGGGGAAAGGGGUUACAUAAAUCCCAGCCUCACACGGUGAAGCGGGAGCCUUCCUCCGGGCUGUCUGGUCCCCACGCUGGGGAAGCAUCCAGGAGGACGAGGAAGGCUCGGCGGGGGAAGUGGACCCCAGCCCAGUGGAGAAGCUGCCUGGCGAAGACAGCCGAAAGCAAGACCCCAGAGCCUUUCCGUCCAUGGGGGGAAGCCACCGCUCUGCAGCGUCACCGGCCAGGGACGCUUGCGGGAGCAGCCCAAAGUCCCGCUGGCCGGUUCCUCACCACCGAGCCCACAGCGCAGAGGACCCGCUGCAGGAUCUCGAGGGAAGCCACCACGUCCAGCCUCCGCGGCCCGGAGGGUGAGUGCACGGGUGCCGUUGUUGGAUGCCUGCUCUGCUGCGGCUCUUGGAAAGCACCUCCCACACUGGCAUCUCCAACCAGCCGCUGCGCGGGAAGCUCACGGGUAGCGUAGCCCCUUCACUGCAUCUCACCCCAACCCCUCUGCCAUGGACCAGCUGGAGAAAGAGCCCAGUGGCUCAUUUCCCCAGUCCCCCUCUUAUUUAUCUCCGUAACAUCACCCCCACCUGCAUCAACGCCUUCAUCUGCCCCAGGUGCUCCUCUCCUGCCUCUCCUCUCUUCCCCGGUCCGGCGGUUUGCGAAUUCUUUGGCCCGGGGAGCGGGCGUUCCUCCGAAGCAAGGCGACCCGCCGCGCGCUGGGUACCGCGGACGAGAGCCGCCCGGCCCCGUCUCUUCUGCUAGCUACGCUAAUAGGGAGGGGGAAAAAAAAGAAGUCAAAAAAAACCCAACCAACCACCUGUCUCAGCAAUGCACCCCGGUUUUUUGUACAUUGAUUGUGUAAUUUAAGAAGUAUAUAUAUAAUAUAUAUAUAUAUUGUGAUUGUAUUACCGUGGAUACAACAAAAACAGCAAGCGAAAAUAAGUGAGCUCUGUAAGCGUU
Messenger RNA from Dromaius novaehollandiae (emu), 3613 nucleotides. It is a transcript of the gene PACSIN1, whose product is annotated as protein kinase C and casein kinase substrate in neurons 1. The record is from RefSeq and is a predicted model, not a curated record. Gene Ontology annotation, cellular component: endosome; plasma membrane; cytoplasm. The transcript has 10 exons. The coding region runs from base 266 to 1603 and encodes 445 amino acids. Gene Ontology annotation, molecular function: phospholipid binding; protein binding. NCBI's taxonomy places the organism in Eukaryota, Metazoa, Chordata, Aves, Casuariiformes, Dromaiidae. Gene Ontology annotation, biological process: cytoskeleton organization; neuron development; neuron projection morphogenesis.